AUGCAAAUGAGCUGCAGCUGCGUCACAGACAAGAGGCCGUCGCUGCGUCUGCUCUGGAGCAGCUGCGCACUUGUCCAGCAGGGGGAGCUCUCUCCUGCGAGAGCGAUGGGCGGGGCUUCAGAGCUGCACUUCCUGAAAGAACCUGGUGAUGUCAUCGCGGUGAGAGAUCGGCCGCUCCUAUUGGACUGUGAGGCGGAGGGGGAGGGGCCUGUGAGUGUUGCCUGGAGACGGAACGGCGUUACUGUGGAGACCAGCGAGCGUGUUAGCGUGCUAGCUAACGGCUCUCUGCUGAUCAGGAAGUUCUCCAAGCGUCGCCAGGACAACCAGAGCGACUCCGGCGAGUACGAGUGUGCGGUAACCAACGGCAACGGCCUGGUGUUAGUGAGCCGCAGGGCGAGGGUCCGAGUGGCAUCUCUGCCUAAGUUCCUGUCGCAGCCGCAGUCCCUGGUGGUGCCUGAGGGGGGCGUGGCGAGGCUCAGCUGUCAGCUGAACGCCGUCCCAGAGGCCAACGUCACCUGGCAACGCAACAGACAGGAAGUGACCCGAGGAGACCCACGGUACACACUGCUCCCAGUGGGCAUUCUGCAGAUUGCGUCCGUGAGUCGCACUGACGCAGGUUUGUUUCGUUGCGUCGCCUCAAACAUCGCAAACACACGAUACAGCGACGAGGCCCAGCUGUCAGUCACUGUCUCUGGACCUCGUCUGUACCAGGAACCGGUGAUUCUCUCUGGUCCACAGAACUUGACCAUCACCGUUCACCAGACCGCCAUUUUGGAAUGUGUUGCUACCGGCAACCCUCGCCCCAUCGUGUCCUGGUCCCGCCUCGACGGCAGGUCCAUCGGAGUGGAGGGGGUCCAGGUCCUGGGGUCUGGGAACCUGAUGAUCUCUGACGCCAGCAUCGACCACAGCGGAGUUUACGUCUGUUCAGCGAAUCGUCCGGGAUCCAGGGUCAGGAGGACCGCUCUGGGACUACUGCAGGUCCAAGCUCCUCCAGAGUUUGUGCAGUGGCCGCAGUCCCUCUCUCGUCCUGUUGGGGGCAGUGCAGUCUUCACUUGUACAGCAAGGGGCGUACCUGAGCCCACUGUCACCUGGCUGAAGAACGGACGACUGCUAAAGACUGAUGCUAAUGUUAGCAUUAGCAAGAACAACUCGACUCUGUCCAUUGCUCGGAUCACGGCCGACGAUGAAGCUAUUUACCAGUGUAUCGCCGAGAACAGCGCAGGCACAAACCAGGCAAGUGCACGUCUCGCUCUGACGCAGGGCGCUCACCUCCCAUCAUGCCCCACUGCACAGGAGGCGCUCUGA
Messenger RNA from Knipowitschia caucasica, 1305 nucleotides. Lineage: Eukaryota; Metazoa; Chordata; Actinopteri; Gobiiformes; Gobiidae. The record is from the annotation of a GenBank genome assembly.